Carcharodon carcharias (great white shark) is the source of this 2241-nucleotide messenger RNA. RefSeq names its product solute carrier family 24 member 1 (gene slc24a1). Gene Ontology annotation, molecular function: calcium, potassium:sodium antiporter activity; calcium channel activity. Gene Ontology annotation, biological process: intracellular calcium ion homeostasis; long-term synaptic depression; long-term synaptic potentiation. The coding region runs from base 1 to 2241 and encodes 746 amino acids. The transcript has 10 exons. Lineage: Eukaryota; Metazoa; Chordata; Chondrichthyes; Lamniformes; Lamnidae. The record is from RefSeq and is a predicted model, not a curated record. Gene Ontology annotation, cellular component: membrane.
AUGCAUCUCAGAAGGAAGAGAAAGUUGUCAUGGAAUCGGAUUCUCUUCCUGAUUUCUGCCCUGAUCAUUUGCUCCCUUUACCAGUUCUUCACCGGAAACUUCCAGCUUUCAGCACCGCGGAGAGCGCAAAACGAAGCUGGAAACGGAGGCAGUCAAAGUCGGGAAUAUCUCUCCAUCCAGAGCAGGAAACUUCUGGAAACGAAUCCCAGCAUCAGAACCCAGACCAGCAGCUCCAGGACCCCCACAACUGGAGUCCCCAGUACCAGGCCCCCCAGAACCAGGCCCCCCAGAACCAAGCCCCCCAGAACCAGGCCCCCCAGAACCAGGAUCCCUACAACUGAAGACCCCAGAACUAGCGCCCCUACAACCCCUCUUGAUAUAAUCAGCAGCUCCAACAUAACAAGCACAGGAGAGAUAUCCACACCAACAGCGACAGGAACACCUCGAUUAAGAGGAUGCAUCCGAGUGGGGAAUGAGAUCAUUCCAGCUCCUACAGCAUCUACCCCGGCCCCGGGGGACACCAGCGCUGAAGCGGACAACAGUGACCCUCCGCUUGCCCACACGAAGGGUGAAUACCCAACCGACCUGUUCACGGUGGAGGAGCGCAGGCAGGGCUGGGUGAUCCUACAUGCGUUGGGCAUGAUCUAUAUGUUCAUCGCUUUGGCCCUGGUCUGCGAUGAGUUUUUUGUACCAUCCUUAGGGGAGAUUACUGAGAAAUUGGAAAUUUCCGACGAUGUGGCGGGUGCGACAUUCAUGGCAGCGGGAGGAUCGGCUCCUGAACUCUUCACCUCUCUGAUUGGAGUCUUCAUUUCCCACAGUAAUGUGGGGAUCGGGACUAUCGUGGGCUCGGCAGUGUUCAACAUCUUGUUUGUAAUCGGAAUGUGCGCCAUCUCCUCCAGGGAAAUCCUGCAUCUCACCUGGUGGCCUCUAUUCCGGGAUGUCUCUUUCUAUAUUUUGGACCUGAUCAUGUUGAUAAUAUUCUUUCUAGACAAUAUGAUCGAGUGGUGGGAAAGUGUCUUCCUGUUAUGUGGAUACAUAAGCUACGUGUCUUUCAUGAAAUUCAAUGCAGAAAUCGAACAAUGGUUUAAGGCGAAUGUCGUGAAAAAUAAUAACGUGGUUAAAGUAAUGUCGAUGAUCAAUCCGAACAAGGUUAUUACGGCGCCUGACGAUUCCUUAAGAUUCUCUCCCAAAGCGAUUCUAACACGAGGAAGCAGCACACCCUCACUACACAACAGCAUGCUACGGAACACCAUCUUCCAGCUCAUGAUCAAUACACUGGACCCCUUGACUGAAGUGAAGUUUAAGCAGAAGGCUGAAAUAAUGAACAGUAUGGCCAAGGGCAAAGAAAGUUCAAAAGAUCAACAAGGAAACAAUAUGAAAGGGGAGGAGAAAUCAGAUCGCCCCAGUUCAGUGAAUGUUGAAGUGACUCCCCCAACUGAUCCACCGACCUCACCAUCGGCAGAAGGUGAUGAGAAAGAUGAAGAUGAUCGAAAAGGUGAUGAAAAGGAUGGUGGUGAUGGUGAUUCUGAUGGUAGUGAUGACGAUGAUGACAGUGAUGACAGCGAUGAAGAUAGCGAUGAUGAUGAGGACAAUGAAGAAGAGGAUGAAGAAUCCAAAGACGAAGAACCUUUGAGUCUUGAAUGGCCAGACACCCGGCGGAAACAGUUCACUUACCUGUGCCUGCUUCCCAUUGUGUUUCCACUCUGGCUAACAGUGCCUGAUGUCCGAAACACAGCUUCAAAGAAAUACUUUAUUGGAAGCUUUCUUGGAUCUAUUUUAUGGAUUGGCGCUUUUUCAUACUUGAUGGUGUGGUGGGCUCACCAGGUUGGUGAGACGAUUGGUAUUUCCGAAGAGAUAAUGGGUUUAACCAUCCUUGCUGCGGGCACCUCAAUCCCUGACCUCAUCACUAGUGUUAUUGUCGCUCGCAAAGGACUGGGGGACAUGGCAGUGUCCAGUUCAGUGGGAAGCAACAUCUUUGACAUCACAGUUGGGCUUCCAGUGCCCUGGUUAUUGUACGCUACCUUUAACAGAUUCCAUCCAGUUCCAGUCAGCAGUAAUGGCCUGUUCUGUGCCAUUGUACUACUCUUCCUGAUGCUGCUGUUCGUGAUCAUCUCCAUUGGCUUCUCCAAGUGGAAGAUGAACAAAUUAUUGGGCUUCACCAUGUUUUGCCUCUACUUUGCGUUUUUAAUAAUCAGCGUAAUGUUGGAGGACAGGAUCAUAGUAUGUCCAGUGUCCAUAUGA